Molecule: messenger RNA, 3703 nt
Organism: Parus major (Great Tit)
Lineage: Eukaryota; Metazoa; Chordata; Aves; Passeriformes; Paridae
Gene: ORAI1
Product: ORAI calcium release-activated calcium modulator 1
Exons: 2
Coding region: 232-1005 (257 amino acids)
Biological process (GO): store-operated calcium entry
Cellular component (GO): membrane
Molecular function (GO): store-operated calcium channel activity
Source: RefSeq, a predicted model, not a curated record
UUUUUAUUACUAUUAUUAUUAUUAUUGUUGUUGUUGUUAUUAUUAGUAUUACUAUUAUUAUUAUUUAUUAUUGUACGUGAGCACGAGCUAAUUCCCCGGGGAAGGGAAGGGGGGCGAAUCUUCGCAUCUGAUGCCCAGCAUCAAGGUUUCGGUAUUUACAUAAUCCGAGUGUUUCCAUAGUCACACCGGAAGCGGCGAUUUAAAAACCAGAUCGCUUUAUGUAACGCCGCGAUGGAUGCGCAGCCCCCGCGCGCUCCCCCCGCCGCCCCGCACGCUCGACAGCGCCGAAAGCGCGGGGGUCCGCGGCCGAGGGGCAGCAACGAGUUCAAGGCGGGGGGAUGUAGGCUAGGCCCGGCGGAGGCCGGUGCCGCUGCCCUGGGGAAGCUGCGGCGGCCGCGGAGACGGGGAUGGAGGCGGCGGGGACCGGCCGCGCACAAGGUGGCUAUGGUGGAAGUUCAGCUUGACGCAGAACAUGACUAUCCUCAGGGGCUCUUGAUAGCCUUCAGUGCCUGCACUACUGUGCUUGUUGCAGUUCACCUUUUUGCACUCAUGAUAAGUACCUGCAUUCUUCCAAACAUAGAGGCUGUAAGCAAUGUGCAUAACCUCAACUCUGUCAAGGAAUCUCCUCACGAGCGCAUGCACCGGCACAUUGAGCUCGCGUGGGCGUUUUCCACUGUCAUUGGGACUUUGCUUUUUCUUGCAGAAGUGGUGUUACUGUGCUGGGUGAAGUUCCUUCCUUUAAAGAAGAAAACUGACAACACCCCGCAGAGCAACAGUUCUACCAUCACAUCAGGACAGGCAGCAGCCAUUGCAUCGACGUCCAUUAUGGUGCCCUUUGGAUUGAUUUUCAUUGUGUUUGCAGUCCACUUCUACCGGUCACUGGUGAGCCACAAAACAGACAGGCAAUUUCAGGAACUCAAUGAACUUGCUGAAUUUGCACGGCUCCAGGAUCAGCUGGAUCACAGAGGUGAUGCUGUCACCUCAGCUGUCACCAAUUUUGCGUAAACCUGUGCUUAAGAAAAUGAACCCACUAUUCUGCUUCUGCCUUAUGGUGACUCCCUGUGGAUGAACUGGUCGAACUGCUGAUUACAGUUUUAAUUAUAAAUAUUGUUCUAACCCUUUAGAGAGGGAAAAAAUGUUCCUUUCAUACAAGUUUUGCUAUCUGAAGGAAUGGAUGGUGGGGUGUGAUUGCACUGCGUGUGCAGCCCUCCUCCUGUGAACACUGUCUCGCAUCUUUCUCGUUAAUGCUGAAUGGUGGCUGUAUAAAUACAUGGAAAAUAACAUUGUACAUUUGGGUAUUUGUUAGGAAUUGAUAGAGAAGUUGUGGAUUUUUUUUCUCUGUUUAUCUGAUGUUGGCAUUUACUAGAAGAUACUGCUUGUCCUAUCCAUAUUGCAUGGCAUGAUACAAAUUACUUGGGACAUGCAGCAAUUAGCGCUCGGUUUCAGUGCUAGCUGCUCUCCCUGGAAAGCCUGACAGAUGGUAGGAGUGAAAGCUUUCCCAGCACUUUCCCCAGUAUGUUUUGCUGCCAAGUAAUUAUUACUUUGCUGAUUUCUCCAGUGCCUUUUUCCCGUGGCACUUACACAUUUUGUAACUUGCUAAACAUCCAGGACUAGACUCACUGCGAUGUGGUGCGGCCACAUGAGUAGGAAUGAGACUCAACUCUUCUCUUCAGUGGAAGAAAAUAAAAGCAAUAACUGUUUUAAAGUUCUCAUGAGCUGGCACAUAUUAUCUGGAGAGAUAGAUUUGCCUGUUUCUCAUUUAAGAAUUAUUUUUUAAAAAGAAGGAAAAGAAGGAACUAGAUGGAAAUUAUCACUGGAUAAUUUUUUUCGCUUGAAAAUCAGAACCACUGCUGUUUUUUUUCCAAGCCAAAGUAGUAAUUAUUUUAUACUUUUAUAUUGAAAAUAUGUUUUUAAUAAAUCCUCAGAAACAAGCAGCAAAAGGUGCUUUUUCUCUGUGUUGGAUUCCCAAAUAAUCAGCUAUGCCUUUGUCUUCCUUGUUUAGGAAAGUGUUCUUUUUGCUGAAGUGUUGUAUUUAAUAACUCAUUAUACAUUUUUUGCUUUCAAUGGAUCUGGAAGACAACUUUUCUUGAUGUAUAUUUAUUUAUGAAAGUAGGUUAUUUGUAAUUAAUAUUGCUGCUUUCUUUCAGACACCUCUGUGACAUCAAGGCUACUGUGUUGUUCAUUUCCUCUAAGCAAAAAUUUCCAUUUGGUCUCCUACAUAAGAGAUUUGUCCAAGAAAGAUUCCAGCAGUUCUCCUGGGCUGGAAUGGGUUAUGUCUAGUUGAAUUUUUUGGAACACAGUUCUUCUAUAGAGGAGCUUUGGGCUUUAAUGGGCAAAAGCUGUUUUUGAACACAAACUGAGACAAGUUUCAAGCCAAAGGGAAAAAAAAACCAAACAACUACCUAUCACUAGUUGUAGCUAUCACUGUGGAAUAGAAACCUGGGAUUUUGCCAUGAGACAGGAGGGACUGUGACAGUCCAGUGGAGCUGUGCCUGACAGCCUGGGCUGAACGUGGUCUCUCACACCAACCUCCAUCUCAGGUUAUCCCAACGUACUUGCAAUCUGUACAAAGUGCCUGUGCAGUUCAGGUGCAGAGUGUGGUUACUGCUGAAGCAGAUGGGAGCUGAUCUCUCCUGUCAGCAGCACUGCGCUGCAAAGCAUUGACAAGGUCACCUGUGGUGCCUUUGUAUUCUAAAAACAUAACUAUUAAAAAAACAACCUGCUGGGCUGUUUGCUUUUUCAGCAGCAGUCGUGGUUCACAAGCAGCAAACAGCUUUCCACUUGGUGUUUUCAUGAGUUCUGGCAUACAGAGGCCAAACUGGAUUUUCUCAGCUCUGCCAUUACAUGCUUCAAAUAUAUUUCUAUUCCUGAUGUAAAUCUGAUGGUGUGGAUUUUGUAACUACAGACUCACAGGUGUUUGUUCAUGGAGCACUGGAAACAUUGCUUUAGUAAAGGCAAUAAGGAAGCAGCAUUCCAAAACACAAAAUCUAGGUAGUAGACACAAAAUGUAUUUUCCCAUCCAAGACUGAACUUUACCAGUUUUGUCUUGGGGAAACAGGUCCCUAAAAUUCCCCACUAAAGGAAGAAAACCUGACUUGGUAUUCACACUAGAGCAACUGAUUGGAAGAGUGUGGUCAGGUGUAAAAAUUUUACUUCUGUCUGUAAAUUUUGUAUUUAGAAGUUACAUGGUUCUGAAUGUAAGUUAAAAAAAUCAGUUUUCCAAGUUUAUUUUGUAAAAUUCCUUGCUGUUCUGCAUAGGAAGCUGAAUUUCUCAUUGAUUUGUGGAUCUUCUACAAAGUGACUGAGAACUAUGGGGUUUUCUUGUUGUUUAAGACAUACAGAAUUAGAAGCUAGUGGGACAUGGUUAUUUUUAGUUUUCUCAAGCUGGUAGGCUCUGAGCUAAUGGCGCUGUUAUUACAGCUAAUUUUCUGACUAUUUUCUGCACUUUAAGCCGUGAUAUCAAGUAUGUUUUUGUCAUUUUCCACCUGUGGAAAUGGUCAUGAAAGUUACACCUUGGGUACCUUUAUCACUGUGUACUCAGGCAGUAACCAGACACAAACACAUGGAUCUAAACAUUGAGUGCACUUAAAAUUUUUUAUCCCUUAUUUAUACUAACGGUGUUAGGCGUUUACCUCAAUCAUUUUAAACAUUGGUUAUUGUAUAUCUCUUAUUUGGGUAUAAAAUACUUUCAUGAAAUAAAAUA